This is a messenger RNA of Varanus komodoensis (Komodo dragon), 6053 nucleotides long. It is a transcript of the gene NFX1, whose product is annotated as nuclear transcription factor, X-box binding 1. The record is from RefSeq and is a predicted model, not a curated record. The coding region runs from base 26 to 3367 and encodes 1113 amino acids. The transcript is spliced from 24 exons. Gene Ontology annotation, cellular component: nucleus. Lineage: Eukaryota; Metazoa; Chordata; Lepidosauria; Squamata; Varanidae. Gene Ontology annotation, biological process: negative regulation of transcription by RNA polymerase II. Gene Ontology annotation, molecular function: zinc ion binding; DNA-binding transcription factor activity, RNA polymerase II-specific; RNA polymerase II transcription regulatory region sequence-specific DNA binding.
GCGCGUCGUCUGCCGAGCGCCGGGCAUGGCGGAGGCGGCGCUGCCGAGCUCAGGUGUGUUAAAUCCAGAUGCAACUGACUUCAUUCCAAGAGAGAGGCAAACUUUUGGUCUAAACUGGAAUAAUCAAUCUAGAUUGGAAUUUGAUUGUGGCUUAGGCAGAGACGUUAUACCACCCUCUGUUCAACCCAGGCAAAGUAAAUAUGAUGGUUCUUCUGCUGAUCAGUGUACUUCUUACAGUCCAGAGCACCAGCGAAGAUGUCCACCAGAUCCAGCACUGCUCAACAGUAUGGGUAAAACGAAGGGUCGCAAUUUACAUGGCCAGCGAUGGCAGAGAUCAAGGAAUGAUAGAACACAUAGCAAAAGCCAGGUAAAGCAAACAACUGCAGGUUGCUCAGAAAAUCUUGGGUGCUUAGAUACUAGGUCAGUUCCAGGGCGAAGGAUGAAUCCUAGAGAAUACAGUGAUUUCUCUUCAGACAGUGAAAAAGAGGCUGCUAGUGCAGAUAACAGAGGUGCAAAACCGAAGAAGACAUAUUUGAUGCAUUCACGUGGAAGAAUAUUGAAAGAGAAGGAGAAACAUCCACCCGAAAGGGAUAAAAGAAUAGCAUCUAAAUGGAAGGAAAAAGCCUUCGAAAACAUACCAGCAGUGGAUCUGACUCAGUCAGACUCCUCUGAAGCAUCUUUUGGAAAAGCAGUGUCUGAUGGUUUUUCUGACAAUAGCAUUGCACGGAGAAAGUACCCUUUCGCAAAUAAAUAUUCUCGAGAGCCUAUGUGGAAUAAGGAAACUGGCAAAAGGCAAGAUACAUCCAGAGCUAAAAAUACAAAGCACGUUAAGAAUGCAUCUCUGCCACAUCCUCCAAAAGAACGCAGUAGUGAGAAGAGGAAAGAAACUACACUGCACGAAAGAGGUCCGAACUUUGUGAGUGUAACACAGACUCAACUGUCUUGUGAGGCAGCUACACAAGAUGGGAGAAAACCCCUCCUUCAAGAGGGAUAUACAAGUAGGCGCUGGAAAAAGCAAAAUGACACACCAAAGAGCAAGGAAACUCAUACAGGGUCUCUGAUAGAGCAGCUUACCUCAGAAAAAUAUGAAUGUAUGGUCUGUUGUGAAGUGAUCCGUGUGGUGGCCCCAGUAUGGAGCUGUCAAAAUUGCUAUCAUGUAUUUCAUUUGAGCUGCAUUAAGAAGUGGGCGAGAUCUCCAGCGGCACAGACUGAAGAUGGUAACAGUGGUUGGCGAUGCCCUGCUUGUCAAAAUGUCUCAUCCCAAGUUCCUAAUAUUUAUACCUGUUUCUGUGGUAGGGUAAAAAAUCCUGAGUGGAACAGAAAUGAAAUUCCACAUAGUUGUGGAGAACUCUGUAGAAAACGAAGAUCAGCUCAAGACUGUCCUCACUUAUGUAACAUCCUCUGUCACCCAGGACCUUGCCCAUCGUGUCCUGCUUUUAUGACCAAAAAAUGUGAAUGUGGUCGCACAAGCCAUUCAGUUCGCUGUGGACAUUCUAAUGCAAUUCAGUGUACUAAUAUAUGUGGGAAUGUUCUGAAUUGUGGUAAACAUAACUGUACUCAAAUAUGCCACUCAGGAAAGUGCCAGCCGUGUGAAUUGACUGUAAAACAAGAGUGCUACUGUGGGAGUACCUCUCGAGAAAUAUUGUGUGGAGCAAGUGAGGAGCAUUUCUCCUGUCUGAGAAUUUGCAGCAAAAAGUUAUCCUGUGGCAUGCACAGCUGCGCACAAGUAUGCCAUCCCCAGUCUUGCCAGCUCUGCCCGCGGCUUCCAGAAGUAGUGCACUGUUGUCCUUGUGGACAGACACCUCUUAGUAAAUUACUAGAGUUGGGGUGUACAGAACGCAAACUCUGCACCGACCCCAUCCCUUCAUGUGGAAGAACAUGUGGAAAGUCUCUACCUUGUAGUAGCAAUGAUGCUGUUCAUACAUGUGAAAACCUCUGCCAUGAAGGAGAAUGUGGACUGUGUUCUCGCACGUCAAAGAUUUACUGCAGAUGUGCUUUAAAAACAAAGGAAGUUCCAUGUGCCUCUCUUAAAAAUCAAGUUGAAGUUGCAUUCUUGUGCGACAAGCGAUGUAACAAGAAACUGUCAUGUGGACGACACAAGUGUACUGAAGUUUGUUGUGUGGAUAAGGAACACAGGUGCUCUUUGAUUUGUGGACGCAAACUCAACUGUGGCAUUCAUAGAUGUGAAGAACCUUGCCACCGUGGCAACUGUCAGAAGUGCUGGCAGACCAGUUUUGAGGAAUUAACUUGUUACUGUGGUGAAUCAGUGAUUUAUCCUCCAAUUCCCUGUGGCACCCGGCCACCCGAAUGUAAAAAUUCAUGUACCAGACCUCAUGAGUGUGAUCAUCCAGUGUAUCAUUCCUGUCAUAGUGAAGAGAAGUGUCCACCGUGUACAUACCUUGUUCAGAAAUGGUGCAUGGGAAGGCAUGAAUUGCGGAACAAUAUUCCUUGUUACCUCACUGACAUCUCCUGUGGCCUUCCCUGUGAUCGAAUGUUAAAAUGUGGAAUGCACAAAUGUAAGAGAAUCUGCCACAAAGGAGAAUGCCUCAUCGAUGAAGAGUGCAGGCAGCCAUGUACCAUUCUGAGGCUUCAUUGUAAUCACCCGUGCACAUCUCCGUGCCAUCCAUCUUUGCCUUGUCCGACAACGUCUUGCAGCGCAAAGGUUGAACUUCAGUGUGAAUGUGGAAGAAGAAAGGAAACUAUGAUUUGUUCAGAAGCUUCAAGCACUUAUCAAAGAAUAGCUGCUAUUUCUAUAGCCUCUAAAUUAACAGAUCCACAGCUUGGAGAUUCAGUAGAGAUAAGCAGAUUGAUUACCAAAAAGGAAAUGAAGCAAAACAGGCUGCAGUGCGAUGAUGAAUGUUUGGCUCUUGAAAGAAACAGGCGGUUUGCUGAGGCUCUUCAUAUUGAUGAUAAUUCUGAUCCUUUUAAUGCUCGUGCCUCUGCACCCAAGUACAGUGACAGCUUGAAGGAGGAUGGAAGAAAAGAUGUAAAGUUUAUCAGUGACAUUGAGAAGGAAAUGAAAGCCCUGAUAGAAGCAGUCAAUAAGAGCAAGCAUUCAAAGAAGAGUCAUUGUUUCCCACCUAUGAACAGAGAACACCGUCGGCUCAUCCAUGAGCUUGCUCAGGCGUACGGCAUUGAGAGUGUGAGCUAUGAUAACGAACCAAAGCGCAAUGUUGUUAUCAGUGCGGUGAAAGGGAAAUCAGUUUGCCCAACAGUUACUCUGACAUCAUUACUUAUGAAGGAGAGGCAGACUAGGCCCCCACCACCAGUGCCUCAUCACAAACAGUCAGAGAAGCACGGGAAUAGCAGCAUUGAGAGGGGUUUCAAAGAAGAACCGGUGAUUGACUACUUUGAUGUACAGGAUUGAAGGGAUGCAUGUGAAAUUACGCUGCUCAAAACUGGAAGAGAAGCUUCUGGUGUGUCAAGUACAAUUUUGUCAAAAUGAAUCUUACUUGAUGUAUUCAAAGUUCAUCAUGUAAAUGACAGGUGAAAAUAAAUUGUUCACACAUUAAUCCUCGGUGUGUUGAGAUGAAACAAAAUGACUUUGAGUGGAUGAUCGUAAUGGAAUGUAGUAGAAAUUGCACAUGUACAUCCGUAGCCAGCUUCUGAGUAAAUCUUCAAGUAAUUCAAAAUAACAAGCAAUUUUAACCAGUGGUUUCACUAUAAAUAAAUAAAUGGCUCCUUUUGUCAUCCGAAUCACUCAAGCAAUCACCACUUACAAUUACGGUCCUGUGAAGAAAAGAGUGGGGGUCCAGGCUCUCCGCUCCAGACUUUCCCCCCAACUUGGGAGUAGGGCUCCUCUUGCUGACCCUGCCCUGAUGAGGACAUGGGCAGGGCCUUCAAGAGCAGUCUCACUUUCUCCACACAGUUGUAAUCACAUUGAGGAUGGAAUGCCUUAAAGGAACUAGCGUCAUUCAUAAGUCACCUGAAAGAAACAUGUAAAUGAUUUAUUGUCAGAUGAUUGUGAAUGAAGAGUAUGGAUCAUAUGAUGGAUCUAGAUGAAAUUAUAGAGUCAGUUUUUUAAAACCAUAAAGCAUUGAGAGAGAUACCCGGUGAAGUUGGUCAGCAAUAGAAUUGGUGAAUCAGCAAGUUUGUACCCACAGUUUGUUUCUAAAGUUUAGUUUCUUUUGCCAUCAAUCUACUUUUACAGUGCUACAUAUUUUUGGAUGGUAAGUGUUUAUGUUUGGGAGUAUUUUAAGUUGUGCAGUAUAUAGUUUACUUUUUUAAUGGAAAUUAGUUUCUCCUUCACUUAGGGGUGUUUGUAAAAUUAUGUCUUGCUUGUGGUGGUAAAAAUAAACUGGUAAAAAUUGAUGGUUGUUGGUGAAGGAAGAAAUUAUGGUCAGGUGCACUUAAAAUGUUCCCUGACCAUAGGCACUUGAAAUAUAAAGGUCUUUUUUUUAAGCUAACAUCCUCUUGCUGUAAAAUAUAUGCACUCUGUACCAUCUUCUGUUUCACCUUCUAUCUGUAGGCAAGCUAAUAUUAAAAUUCACAAUUACCGUAAUGCCAGUGUUGAUACUCCUUGCUGAAAAUGUAGUGUUGAAGUAUGCUAUAAGAAGGUACACUUGAGUCAGUCAUGGUUGUUUGGCUGAGUUGGUACCCUGACUUUUCUGAAGAAACCUGGGUUACUUGUAUUUGGCUUGUGAAUACAUACAUGCCUGUAAAAAUUCUUGUUGUGUUGAUCCAAGGGAGUGACAUGAACAGGGUUCCUUAUACUAAUCAUUGUAACAUGAAAACCCACAAUUGUAAUAGAAUUUUAAAGGUGCUGUACACAGAGGGGUGAAGUUGCAGUGGUCUGUAUUAGUUUAUCACCUAAUAUUCUGCACUUUGAAGAUUGGUUUACCUGCUGUACACAUUAGCACAUAUUUUAACUAGCCCAUGACAAUGUAGCCUAUCAUUCGUCCAGACAUGUUUCAUCAGAUGGAAUAGUGAAUUUGGUUUCAUAGAGCACAGGCAAAUUCUUGAAUUUGUCAUAGAUUGCCUAAACAUUGAGCACAACUGUGCCUUUUCCAAAGAUCCCCAGUGGGGAACCCACUCCUUUUUCUAUAUGUGUAAAUGAAGCCAUGCCACUGUCACCCACAAUUCAAGAGCUGGCUUCCUGUUUUGCACACACAACUGUUCUCAUGCCCCAUAGAAAUUGAUUUUUAAAUUCAAGCAUAUGGCUGCCCAUCAACCAAUAUUUUCUUGGCAGCCUACCAAUGUAUGCACAAAGAAGGAUGCUAUGUAUAGGUAAGACAGCAAAUGCAUGUCCAUGUCGAGUUGAUACUAUCAGGUCCCACAUGGUUGUGGACUCCUGCAUUCAUCCAAUCAAAUAUAGUGCAGACGCACAUUUCUGUCCAUUUCUAGACAGGGUUUUCACAUCCACAUAUGCUGAUGUGUCCUGCAAGUGGUGCUAAUUAAGAGGAAAACCCUGUUUGUGGUUUCUCUUGAUCAGGUCCUGUAAGGAAGCAGUCAUUCAUUUUUAAUACUUAGUGGUUUUAAUUUAUGUGGGUUAUGGUCUUAAAGUGAUUGGUUCUGCUGUUGCUUGGUGAAAGUGCCAUGUAAACAUUAAGGAAUUAAAAUGGUGUUUCUCUUUGCUGGUUUUGCACAAUCUUGAUAUGUCUUAUAUGGAGAUAAACUCUCAGUUAUUUUGAAAUAUCAGUACUCAUUCACUUCUAAUUUGUUUUUACAGUUUUGGUAACUUAAUUGAAAGAAAGAAGUUCGUUUGCAAUAUGUCUCUUAGAAGACAGUUUACGAUUAUGAACAGGGCAGUGCAGGUACAGUUUCAGGACUAAGAUUUGGUAUAUAUGUAAAAUGGCUUAGAUUACUCUGUGUAUUACGUUUGUGUGCAAUCUGAAAGUGUAAAAGUCACCAUGGAAACUAUUCAUUAGGCCAUUUCUCAUGAUGUACUUCAUGAUGCAAGUGAAAGUAUAUUGAAUCAUGAUUUGGUUUUUAAUACCUUAUUUGUUGAAUCUUUAUAUACACAAACACAUACAACUUGCUUGCUUUCAAGUUCAAUGCUGUAAAAAUGAACUGACUUUAUAAAUCUGUAAUAUAAACUGUAAUAAAAAUCAAAA